UUGGCAGAUGAGAGUUGUGGAGUCAUGGCGGAGCUCAGCGUCCCUCAGAAGAUUCACUGGAGUCGCAACGAGACUUUCUGACAGAUUUUCAAACUUUAUAACAAACAAAACAUGAUCGAAACCAAGUUAAAGUGACCGUUUCCGUCGGACAACCGGAAACAGAAAACCGGCAAAGAUGUGAGACUGUGCGAUCCGAAAGAAAAGUCAGUUUAGUGUGUGGAAACUCUUCAAAUAUGGCUUCUUGUUUCUUUCAAUUUCACGCGAAAAACUCUUCAACAAGAGCUUCGGUGUUUCUGCUUCUGUAGCGAUGGAUCCGAAGCACCGAGAGUUGUUAGAGCAGGUCCAGCACAAGUUAUCGGAGUCCGUCACAGAUGUGGAUCGGGUUCUGGAGCUGCUGGUCCGGUCCGGCAGCCUGAGUCCGGCCGAGCGAGUCGAGCUGGAUCAGAACUGCAGCAGCAGCGCAGAGAAGAUCCGUCUGCUCGUCAGGAUGCUGAUGGAGAAGAAGGACCGAGAUCAUUUCCAGGAGUUCUGCUGGGCUCUGGAGAAAACCCAACCGCUUCUGCUCAACUCUGUGCUGCCUGUGGACCACGAGCACAACACGGGGUCCACAUACAGCGUUCUGUCUGCGAUGCCGUCUGACUCUGAGAGCAGCAGUUCCCUCAGCAGUGUUGCAUCCUCACCUCCACCUGCACACCUGGACAAGCAUGUGAUGAGCGAGAAACUAGAGACUGUAAUGUUCCAGCUAAGACAGGUGACCAGAGAGCGAGAUGACUUGCGUAAAAGACUAGCCCUCUCCUCUCCUGGUACCACCUUUGAUGAUUGCAGGCCGAGUGUAAAGCCAGCUCAUGAUUAUGAGCGUCUGAAGCUCCAGUGCAUGAAGGCCAUGUCCGACCUACAGUCUCUUCAGAACCAGCACACCAAAACCCUCCAGAGAUGUGAAGAGGCCGUGAGAGAUGCAGAUUACUACCAUACUCUUCAUGGGCGUGCGGCCGUUGAACAGACUCGGCUACAAGAAGACUUGGAGUCUGUGAAGCUGGACUACUCACAGCUCAUGCAACAGCACUCGCAGCUGCAGCAGACCUGCGACGAGCUGCGCCGUAUCCAUGAUGAUGACCAGAGAGAGGUCACAGACAUGCGUGUGCAGCAGCAACAGGUCAUGCGUGAGAACGGUUCAUCUGACCUUCUAAACAAACUCUAUGACGGGGCUCUCAACAAGUUGGAGGUAAUGAAGCAGGAGAGCGAUGCCCUUAGGAAACGAUACAACGAGAAGACGGCCAAUCACAGCGCAGACCUGAGCCGUCUGGAGCAGAUGGACGAAGAGAACAGACGUCUGCAGAAACAGCUGGACGUUCUUCUGAAACAGAGAGAUUCAGCGCUUCAUUUCCAACAACAGUACAGCAGUUCUGGCAGGAGGUUUGAGAGCCUCCAGCAGGAGCUGAAUAUCGUGUCCGCUCAAAACGACGAGCUGCAGAGGGAAAUGGAGCGUUUGCAGAUGGAGAACACGCGAUAUAAGACCCUGCAGCUGAAGGCCAUGAAGGACGCAGAGAAACUGAAGGAUGAAAGAGACUCUGUAUUGAAUGAGUACCGGAUGAUCAUGAGCGAGAGAGAUCAGGUGAUCAAAGAGGUGGAUAAACUCCAGAGCGGGUUAGAGGUGGCCGAGGCCAAACUCAAGAACACAUCCAGCGAAAGGAGAGUUGCCAGCGAAGAGAUGGAGGCUCUCAGACAGGAACUGAACUCGGCUCUGUUGGAUCGAGACCGAGCGAUCCGUGAGAAGACAGAACUGCUGGAGAAGUACUGUCAUGAGGUUCAGGAUAAGGCAGAGACUCAGAAAGAGUUGAGCCAGGCCUGUAAGGACAUCGAGACGGUGCGAGAGGAGCGAGACGUGGCCCGUAAAGAGAGGACAGAAGCUAUUAUACAGAGAGACCAGCUGCUGAGAGAAUACUACCAGGCCAGACAGAAGCAGGACAGUGCGACGGUGGACAUGGAGCGGGUCAGUAAAGAGCUGGAGGUGUUGAGGAAACAGUGCGAGGCGGUGUCUGAGGAACUACAGGAGGCUGUACAGGAGGCUGAGGUGGCAAAGUGUCGCAGAGAUUGGGCCUUUCAGGAGAGAGACAAGAUUGUCGCAGAGAGAGAGAGUAUACGGACGUUGUGUGAUAAACUGCGUCGAGAGCGUGACCGAGCAGUGAGUGAUCUCGCCGAUGCGCUGCGUAACCUUGAUGACUUGCGAAAACAAAAAAAUGAUGCGGUGCGAGAACUGAAGGAGCUAAAGGAGUGCAUGGAGGAGCAGUUGGAAAAGGAGGCGCGUUUUCGCCAACUGAUGGCCCACAAUUCUCACGAUUCGGCUAUAGAUACAGACUCUCUAGAGUGGGAGACUGAAACCGUGGAGUUUGAGAGAAGUACGGACGACAUGGAUUUGAGUGCUCUAGGGUUUGAUAUUGCGGAGGGGGUGAGCGAUCCGUAUUUACCCGGGGAUUAUGGGAUAUUUGUGAGCAAGGUGGACAAAGGGAGUAUUGCAGAAGGCAGGUUAAGGGUGAAUGAUUGGUUGUUAAAGAUCAACGAUGUGGAUCUGGCCAAUAAGGACAGGAAGCAGGUGAUAAAGGCGGUGUUCAGUAGGGGCGGGGUCAUUAACAUGGUGGUCCGCAGACGGAGGUCUCUAGGAGGAAGAAUGGUUGCUUCUGUGCAUCUUUCACUCGCAGGUCACAAAGACUGUGGCAUUGGGUUGGAGAGUGCCGUGUUCGUCUCAUCUGUUUCUCCGGGCAGUCCUGCAGCCAGGGACGGUUCUGUGUGUCCUGGUGACCGACUUCUCAAUAUCAACGGAAUUUCACUGGAUAAUAAAUCAGUGAGCGAGUGCGAGAAUCUCCUGCACAGCUGUCGAGAUUCAGUUUCUCUUACAGUUCUUAAGGUCUUUCCACAGAGUUUGUCGGGUUUGAGUAUCUCUGACCGUGACUGCGAGAGAAACGCGAACGAGAAAGCUGCGGAUCAUUUGCGGCCUUGCAGGAAACAGCCAAUCAGCAGCCACUCCACCCAUAAGGACAUGUACAGUCCCACCCGGGACGUAGAAAGCGACCGUAGCCAGCAUGGGCCGCCGUAUCGCUCUGACCCAUAUCACGAGAUCUGCUGUCCGCAUCCGAACCCUAAGCGCCCCCUAACCUUGCACCCCAUUUCCCCUGGUGACUGCAUCAAUAUAGAGAUGGGUCAGGACAGGAAAAAGCAAAGUGGAGGCACCUGGCCCAAAAUGAUGGCCGUCGCCAUGACGACUGCGGACCCACCGCUCUCUAUUUUUAGGACACAAAAGAGGAAGUCGAUAUUUGACGCAGAUGUGUUUAAAAGGCCAGAGACGCCAUCCAAGCUGGAUUACCUCAGUGUGUCUCAGAUGCCCAAACAUUCCCCUCAGAGCUCCUGGUCAGAGGGGCCGGCACAGGUACCGCCCGACCCCCCCAAACGCAGCGAUUCUUUCAAAUUCAAACACAAACCACAGGGAAGCUCCGCGUCUGAUUCCACUAUUACCACUGGAUCUCCCCCAGCUACGCCCAUUCAGGCCACACCUUCUCUUGGAGACAAAGCCGGUCCUGAUGUCGAAGGUCGGGACCGCAAUGGCAAUGUUCUCCAGGGCUCUGGCACAGGAGGUUCGUUCACUGAAGAGGUGUCUGAACUCGAGGUGCGAAGAGUGAGACCGAACUCAGCACCCGCCCAGCGCCGCACUCUCACGCCCCUUAAAAUGCCGUUUCCACAGAGCUUUUCUAAUGACGAUCAUUCACCUGAACCUGUGGAUCUGGUACGGUUCUCACCUUUCCGGUCAAAUCGCCAUAGCACUGGUUUCUCACCUGUGCAACCACACUCCGCUCCCAGGACUCUUUCUCCUUACCCUGCUGUCACGGCGGUAAUGAGGAACCCCGUAUACACGGCUUGGAGUCACUGUGUCAAAACCACUAACGCUCCUUCUGUUCCAGCACACGCACACAACCAAGUCAGUCCACAGCAUCAAGGCUGCUGGAGCGUCGAUCUUAACCACAAGCGUUCUGCCGAACUUUUCGACAGCCCUCACGGAGUAAUAAAACACAACACCAACUCCCUGCCGUCCAGCGCCAGACAAGGUUUGUCUCAUGUUCAACGCAUUAAGAUCCCAUCCACCCCUCGGUACACUCGCUCUCAGGGAUCAGACAGAGGUUCUCUGUCUCACUCUGACUGCAGCAGUCCCAGUCUCGUAACCCCGCCCCUUUCUCCUGUAGACGCCACCUCCUUCAGCAGCGGCCAAUCGCAGGGCUCCAUCUCCAAGCCAUUAUUAUAUAGCCCUGUGCAGACGGGUGAUCGGAGGAGGGACAGAGGUGUGUUGCGUAACAGGUGUUACCUGAAGCUUUCUCGAGCUCAGAGGUUGAGGUUUGCGUCUUUACGGACCCUGAGGCCGUACAUAGAGGAGCCACGCUGUGUCACUAUUCCUAAAGGGGCGGAGCCUCUGGGCAUCUCCAUUGUAGGCGGGGAGAAUGGAGGUAUUUUCGUUUCCAAGGUAACGGGAGGCAGCAUCGCUCAGCAGUACAACCUGGAGUUUGGAGAUCAGCUGUUGGAGUUUAAUGGAAUUAAUCUCAGGAACGCCACCGAGCAGCAGGCGAGACUCAUCAUUGGACAGCAGUGCGAUACCAUCACCAUACUGGCACAAUACAACCCACACAUGUACCAGCUGGGCAAUCACUCUCGAUCUGGCUCCAGAAUGGAAUCCUCCAUAAGUUCUCACUCCACACCCGGUACGCCCGACACACACUCCAACAAAGAAACGUUCAGUGAGCACGAUGAGGAAACCAUGACCCCGCCCUCCAAACAGACCACACCCUUAUCCAGCCCUCGGAGGGUCAUCAGAGAUCGAAGUGAAGGCAGGAAACAGGCAGAGCUGAGGAAAGUUGCGGUGAGGAAGACGCGGGUGGAUUUGGGCUUGAAGAUCUGUGGAGGGAAUCUGUCGGGGGUUUUUGUGGAAAGCCUGGAGGAAGACAGUCCUGCUAGAGGAGCCAACGGCCUGCAGCCUGGAGAUCUUCUGCUGGAGUGUAACUCGGUUAGUUUGAAGAAUAAGACUGCUGAGGAGGUCUACCUAGAGAUCCUGAAACCAGCCGAGAGCGUCACCCUCACGGUUCAGAGCCGACCUGAACAGUUCAGGAAAAUCAAAGACACACCUGGAGAUGGUUUUUACAUCAGGGCGUUAUUUGACCACGUUGGAGGGUCAGAUCAAGAGUUAAGCUUUAAGAAAGAUGAUAUUCUCUAUGUGGAUGACACGCUGCCCAGGGGAAAUUUUGGCUAUUGGUUGGCAUGGCAACUGGAUGAGAACGCACAGAAACUGGUACACGGACACGUACCCAGCAAGUGCAUGAUUGAUCAGGACUGUCAGCGUCGGUUCAGUGACAGUAAAGAUGAAAGCAGUUCUGGUAAAACGCUCUCGGCUGCUGCGCGUCGAUCUUUCUUCCGCCGUAAACUGAAACACAAACGCAGCAGCUCUAAAGACGGUCGAGAUGCACCUGCAGCUGACGCCAUCAGCACCGAUUCUGUGUCCUGCAUGGAGGAUUGUGUAAGUCUGGCAUAUCAGCGUGUGCAGAAGGUGGAAUCGACCAAUCGUAGGCCGGUGUUGAUAUUGGGGCCACUUGUUGAGCCAAUCAAAGAGAUGCUGCUCAGAGAGGCUCCUGGGAAAUACUGCCGCUGUUUAUCUGAGGUGAUGAAGGCCACCCAGCAGGCCAUUGAACGAGGUGUCAAAGACUGUCUCUUCAUCGAUUAUAAACGCAGGAGCGGACAUUUUGACGUAACCACGGUGGCAUCCAUUAAAGAAAUUACAGAGAAGGAUUGUCAUUGUCUGCUGGACAUUGGACCUCAUGCCAUCGAGCGCCUGCACAUCGUCAACAUUUACCCAAUCGUCAUUUUUAUACGAUACAAAAAUGCCAAACAGAUCAAGGAGCAGAAGGAUCCUGUGUACCUGAAGGAGAAAGUGUCACAGAAACAUUCCAGAGAGCAGUUUGAGUCGGCACAGAGGAUCGAACAGGACUACAGCAAAUACUUCACAGGUGUGGUUCAAGCCGGCAGUCUCUCCUCUGUAUGUGCUCACAUCAGGACCGCUGUGGACCAGGAACAGAACAAAGUUCUUUGGGUUCCUGAUGGAUCAACGUGAAUAAUCCAGAAAAUACUCAGAUCUGUAAAACAGAAACACAACAUCCAUCAUGCAACAAAUGUUGAAAUCUAAACCUGUUACACUGUCACAAACAAACACUCCGAACUGCUGUGUAUAUCACUACAUACUAUAGGGCUGAGAUGAUCAUAAUAUUCACACUUAACUGCUGAGAUAAAACUCAUUCUUCUCAACAUUUAGUGGCGGUUUACCGGACAGGGUUUAGUUUAAUCCAUGACUAGGCUUUAGGUAUAAUUUUUUU
Messenger RNA from Paramisgurnus dabryanus, 6398 nucleotides. RefSeq names its product discs, large homolog 5b (Drosophila), tandem duplicate 1 (gene dlg5b.1). NCBI's taxonomy places the organism in Eukaryota, Metazoa, Chordata, Actinopteri, Cypriniformes, Cobitidae. The record is from RefSeq and is a predicted model, not a curated record. Gene Ontology annotation, molecular function: protein binding. Gene Ontology annotation, biological process: negative regulation of hippo signaling; regulation of apoptotic process. Gene Ontology annotation, cellular component: plasma membrane.